This is a messenger RNA of Arachis stenosperma, 864 nucleotides long. RefSeq lists its product as uncharacterized. The coding region runs from base 144 to 698 and encodes 184 amino acids. Lineage: Eukaryota; Viridiplantae; Streptophyta; Magnoliopsida; Fabales; Fabaceae. The record is from RefSeq and is a predicted model, not a curated record. The transcript has 4 exons.
CUAAACGUACAUACAUACAGAAGGAAAGGAGGGGGGAAAUAGAGGAGAGAAGGGGGAGCUCGAAGGGGGAAGAAGAGAGAUCGAGAGGGGGAGAUGGAGAGCUCGGGAGUCGGGGAGUAAAGGAAAAGGAGGAAGACACUGGGAUGAUCAAGAAGGCCUCGACUUUGUCAUCCUCGUGCAUCCGUCGUUGCUACCAUCAUCAAUCAGAGCUGCUGCGCAUGGAGAGAAGGGGAGACGACGCCGCUGGUUCUGUUUGGGAUCGUCGCUGCCAUUCAAGUCACUACAAGAGGAGAAUACCUCUGCUGUCAUUAACACAAAAGGGGGAGGAGCCCGUCCUUGCUGCUUUUGCCGCUGUCAAGGGGAAAGGAAGUGAGAGUGCCGUUGAACGAAACGCGAGAAGGGAGAAGACCUGUGUUCUUUCCUUGUUGUCGAUGCCAAAACCGGGACAGAUUCACCGGACAAUGCUCUGGUCUCUGGUUCCUGUUAUUCUGAGCACCAAAGCUGUUGCUCCAUUCCUGUCUUUCCUUGCCAUUAUUAAUUUUCCCCCCAAAGUUGCUGUUGCUGCUAUUAGAGCUGUGGUUGAUGCUGUUAUCCUCGCGUUAGAACAUGGAGGGUUGCUGCAUUUCCGAUUUUGUGUGGUUAAUGCGACAUCGAGUGACACAGGUUUGAAGACGCAAUUUGAAGCUGCGAGCGAUUAGUAGGUUUUCUUUAUUGUUUUAAUUGAUCUGGUAGAGUCCCCUCGCUGAUUGUCCCUUGAGAUUUUAUUUCAUAUAGAGGGGUAGGUUUGGUAUAUUGUAUUUGAGUUUUAUUUGGUUUCUUUUGUACAAGAAUUAUUAUCAAUAAUAUUUAUGUGAUUAUUGUUUG